Molecule: messenger RNA, 1449 nt
Organism: Sphaerodactylus townsendi
Lineage: Eukaryota; Metazoa; Chordata; Lepidosauria; Squamata; Sphaerodactylidae
Gene: GSX1
Product: GS homeobox 1
Exons: 2
Coding region: 40-852 (270 amino acids)
Biological process (GO): regulation of DNA-templated transcription
Cellular component (GO): nucleus
Molecular function (GO): DNA-binding transcription factor activity, RNA polymerase II-specific; sequence-specific double-stranded DNA binding
Source: RefSeq, a predicted model, not a curated record
CGCCCUGGCAGGAGCCCGCAGAGCAGCGGCGGAGGGGCCAUGCCGCGCUCCUUCCUGGUGGACUCGCUGGUGCUGCGCGAAGGGAGCGGCGGCGACAAGAAGGCGGGCUCGGUCCCGGGCAGCCCCCCGCCGCCGCCGCUCUUCCCCUACGCGGUGCACCCCUCGCACCCGCUGCACGGGCUCUCCGCCGCCUCCGGGGGCGCCUGUCCCGCCGCGCCAGGGGCCGCCUCCGCGGCGCGCAAGGCCGGCCUGCUGUGCGUGUGCCCCCUCUGCGUGGCCGCCGCCUCGUCGCAGUUGCACCCGCCGCCGCCGCCCGCCCUGCCGCUCCUCAAGGCCGCCUUCCCGCCCUUCGCCUCCCAGUACUGCCCUGCCCCGCUGACCGCCAGGACGCCCGCCGGAGCCGCCGCCGCCGGCCACCCGCCCGCCCUCUACCCGAGCGCCUACCCCCUGCCCGACCCCCGGCACUUCCACUGCAUCUCCGUCGACAGCACGUCGGGCCAGCUGCCCAGCAGCAAGCGGAUGCGCACGGCCUUCACCAGUACGCAACUGCUGGAGCUGGAGCGCGAGUUCGCCUCCAACAUGUACCUGUCGCGGCUGCGGCGCAUCGAGAUCGCCACCUACCUGAACCUGUCCGAGAAGCAGGUCAAGAUCUGGUUCCAGAACCGCCGCGUCAAGCACAAGAAGGAGGGCAAGAACGGGCCCCACCGCGCCAGAGCCUCGGCCCCGCACGGCUGCAAAUGCGCCUCCCUCUCGGCGGCCGCCAAGUGCCCCGACGACGACGACGACGACGACCUGCCCAUGUCGCCCUCUUCGUCGGGCAAGGAGGAGCGAGACCUCGCCGGCACCCCCUGAGCCGACUCCUCCGUCGAGCUUUGCCCGGGGCGGGGCCAGAAGGGCCAGCCCUCUCGCCAGGCUUUCGGGGACGGGGUGGCCCCGACGAGAGACCCGGGGGGAGAGGAGGCAGGGAGGACUCUGUAAAUACUGUGAAAAUAGUUCCGAGGGGGUGGUGGCGGAAGGGGUCCUGACCCACUCCGGACGUAGCGUUGUUCCUUGGCUGCCCGGAAAUAGGGACGCUUCCCUGUACUUGGCCAGAGGGACUUGGCGCUCGGGGUUUCUCCCGAGCAGAAGAAGACAAAGGCUGACCAGGUGAGAACCGCGGGCGCCCCAGUGCCAGGGCUUGGGGAAGGUGUCCACUUCCGCUGACCUCGAAAAGUGGAACCUGAGAAGGGGUUCCUAGAGGCCAAGUAAACAACCCUGGGGGGGAAAUAUGAGACACCUGGAGAACAGUUGGUUUACACUGUACUUUAAAAAAAAGAUAGGUGACGUCUAUUCUCCUAUCUAGCGAUGUGUGGUUGUACCGUCAGUUUCCUGUAAUGCCGGCAGAUAUUUAUUUAUUUAUUUAUGUUUUAAAAAGGGGAAGAUGAAAAUAAAGAUUUCUUUUUCAUUAAA